Molecule: messenger RNA, 618 nt
Organism: Tupaia belangeri chinensis (Chinese tree shrew)
Lineage: Eukaryota; Metazoa; Chordata; Mammalia; Scandentia; Tupaiidae
Product: gem-associated protein 8
Exons: 1
Coding region: 1-618 (205 amino acids)
Biological process (GO): spliceosomal snRNP assembly
Cellular component (GO): SMN complex
Source: RefSeq, a predicted model, not a curated record
AUGGCAGCAAAGGCGUCAACGUUGAAAGCUCCGCACGCGUGGUAUUCUCAUCCAGUGUAUGCAAGAUACUGGCAACAGCAUCAGCAAGCGAAGGCUUGGAUGCGAAGCCACCAGGUCGCCUACAGGAAGGCCGUGGAGUCCUAUUUCUCUUCCCCGUGUUACUUGGCUUUCAGAAGGUCUGGGCAGCAUGCAUAUGACAGCAGCAGGACCCAGACAUCCACAGUAGAAGACCAAGCUUUGUUCAAAGAAGAAGAGGCAGAAAGUGAGUCAGAGGAGGAGGUGGAAUACGACCUGAGCAACAGGGAAGUCACCGAAGAGCUCCGCCAGUACUUUGUAGAAACUGAGAGGCACAGAGAAGAGCGGCAGCGGCAGCAGCAGCUGGAGGCGGCGCGCCUGGACGACUACGUGAACGCCGACCACGGCCUGUACUACAAGCCCUGCCGGGCAGUCGGGCCCCCAGCCCAGAGGCCCGGCGAGCAGCGCAAAGCCGAGAUGCAGCAUUUGUACAGGGACAGCACAGCCAAGAUCCUGGCCAUGGAGGCUGCGGUGCAGCUGCGGAGCAAGCACUGUGACAGAAAGCAGCCCAGGUACUGGCCCGUCAUUCCCCUGAAGUUCUGA